UUUUUUUCCACUUUACUUACUCGUACCCAGCUCUCUCUCACACUUCUCUCCUCCACACUUGGUUCGUCGCCGGAGAUAAUGGGAGAAGGGAAGGCCUCGACUCUUGUUUUUAUCCUCGUCGUCGCUCUUAGUUUAGUCGCCUUCGGCUUCUCCAUAGCCGCCGAACGCCGCCGCAGCAUCGGAAAAUCUAUCCAAGACCCAAUAACAAACAUAACGUUCUGCGUAUAUGACUCUGAUGUAGCCACUGGAUAUGGCGUUGGAGCUUUUCUUUUCCUCCUCUCUAGUGAAUCAUUGCUUAUGGGUGUUACCAAAUGCAUGUGUUUUGGUAGACCUUUAUCCCCUGGAAGUGACCGUGCUUGGUCUAUUAUCUAUUUUAUCUCUUCUUGGAUGACAUUUCUGGUAGCAGAAGCUUGUGUAAUAGCAGGAGCGACCAAGAACGCAUACCACACUAAGUACUUAAGCUCGCAAACUUUCUCGUGUGCAUCGUUGCGUAAAGGAAUUUUCAUUGCAGGGGCAGUGUUUAUAGUUGCUACCAUGGUCCUUAAUGUCUACUACUACAUGUAUUUUACCAAGUCAGUCUCUUCACCACCUGCUCACAAAGCAAACCGUUCUGGUUCCUCCCAUAUCGGUAUGGCGGGUUAUGCAUAGAUGUCAAAAAAAGAAAACUGGUUAGUCAUUUGUAGAUUUAAGAAAAGAAAAGAGGCUGUUGCAUUGUUACAAUACUAUAUAAUUAUUUCUGCUUAGUUAUGAAAAUUUCCUGUUAUUCCUUUCAACUUAUGAGGUAAUUUUCAUUCGUGAGUAAUGCAUGUUUGUAAUCAUAUUCAUUACUAUUUUAACUACCAUAUAUAUUUGAUUGAAGGUAGUUAAAUUU
Capsella rubella is the source of this 871-nucleotide messenger RNA. RefSeq lists its product as uncharacterized. The record is from RefSeq and is a predicted model, not a curated record. The transcript is spliced from 3 exons. NCBI's taxonomy places the organism in Eukaryota, Viridiplantae, Streptophyta, Magnoliopsida, Brassicales, Brassicaceae. Bases 79 to 648 code for a protein of 189 amino acids.